UCAGUGCUAAUAAAUUAUGCUUCUGUAUUUUCAGCAGUAUUGGUGGUGUGACAUUUCACUUUUCUUGUUUGGGAUUAUCCGGACCUUCCUCUUCGCCAGCUGUUGUUCAGUCAGUUUUCUCCAUGCGUCCAAACAUCUCUCUCUCCUCGACUCUGACUGUACUGUGGACAUCAGUCCUCGCAGGAUGUCCUCAGCUUGACACGUUUGCUCCAGAAUCCUCUGCUCUGGAGUCUUUGGCGUGCCGUAAUGACUACCGCUCUCAUAUCCGCUGCAGCUGGAGAGACGAUCCUCCUGUUCUUCUCUCUCUGCUCCACAUGGAUCCAGAUGACCACCGAGUUUCGCCCUGUGUUCCGACUCCUAACCCUUCCCAGAAUCCCACUGGGAUGGAGAGAGUUUAUUGUCAGUAUAACACAUCUCUAUUUGCCAUCGGCUUUGAUGACUUGUUCUUCUUCCACAUGGCAAACUCUUCCGGCAUUUACAGAACCUUCAGACUCACAAAAUUUGAAGAUGCAGAUCCAUACUGGAAUUUUUACCAGCUAGAUGACACACUGCCACCCUCACCUCCGACCUCUGACCCCUUCAGACAGCAUGACCAAGAGCACUCGCUGGAAAUUGACCAUGAAAUAAUCAAGGACAAAAAUGGCGGGAACAUUCACAACAAGCCAACACAGAAACACGUGGAAGAUGGCGGGAAUAAAACUGAGGUCUUGACUGACAGGCCAGAACUGAUAUCUGAGUACUCACUCCCUGGUCCAUCUAACCUAAACUGCGUGCUCAGUGACGGGAAUAAUUUGAGCUGUAGCUGGGAUGUCAAAACAGAUCUGGCCCAGUACAUCAGCUACACACUGUCCUACCGGACACACUCCACUGCACCGAACGAGUGGUGCUGUGUUGAGAAGGUGGAGGUCACAAAUAAAGGAGCUUUGUUGAGGAUGGUUGGUGUCUUCAGUGUCUUUGAGCCUGGAUUGCUGCAGGUGCAACUCACGCCAAUGCCGGUGACCAAAGUGAUCCGCUCUUACGAACACAUCCAGCCUGCAUGUCCCACGGGUCUGAGCGUUGAACUGAGAGGAGAAGACUGGAUUUUGAACUGGACUUUAACAAAGUAUCGUACUGUACCACUCACUACUGAACUCAAGUACUUGAGCCUACUAACUCCUGAGGAUAUAAAGAGCAUCUUUCUCUCUGACGGAGAGAUGGUGUUUGCUAUAUCGGAGCGUUCUCUCAAGGGUUCCUCAGAGUAUCAUGCUCAGGUUCGCUGUAAUGUGAGUGCAUCCAGACGUUCAGGAUGGCGUUACUCUGGAUAUCCCUCAGAGUGGAGCGACCCCGUCUACUGGACCACACGGCCUGAACCUCUUGCGCCACAUCUAGUUACAUUUCUUCUGUACUUCCUCAUUGCGACUCUCGCGUCAGCUGUCUCCAUCAUAGCUUUUAUCAUUCUUUCAGCGGUUCAGCGGUAA
Sinocyclocheilus grahami is the source of this 1457-nucleotide messenger RNA. RefSeq names its product interleukin-3 receptor class 2 subunit beta-like. Gene Ontology annotation, molecular function: protein binding; cytokine receptor activity. The coding region runs from base 123 to 1457 and encodes 444 amino acids. The record is from RefSeq and is a predicted model, not a curated record. NCBI's taxonomy places the organism in Eukaryota, Metazoa, Chordata, Actinopteri, Cypriniformes, Cyprinidae. The transcript is spliced from 11 exons. Gene Ontology annotation, biological process: cytokine-mediated signaling pathway. Gene Ontology annotation, cellular component: external side of plasma membrane.